AUGACCAGUCACUUUGCCCUUUUCCAAGAAAGUACCGAUAACUUGGCGAUUUCACUUCCCCAUGAGGUGCAGAGAGCCAAUGUAAACACCCGGGACCCAAUUCCCAACGCGAUACCUAUUGAAAGCGAUGCGGUCCGCCGAGGCGCACACAUCCUCCAACUUCUGAGAAACAUUCCAGUUUAUCAGAGAAUCACAGAAGCUUCGAUUAGAACCACGCAGGAAAGCGGUGUUCUAAGUAAGCCAGUUGUUGAGCUCACUUUCAAGUCCCUACAAGAUUUCGCUUCACAACCAUCCAGUGACUUCUCUGCGCUACUCACUCGUUCGCGACAAAUCUUUGGCUUGUUCUCGUCUCCGAUUCCAAUUCACUCCUCAGUCAGUCUAAACGACUUCAUGUCAUCCAUGUCUUGCAGGUGGGAGAUCAUCGGCCUGGCUUUCUCCUGCUUGGGGGUAGCCACUGCGCUGCCCGGUGAUUGGGACUCAAUAGUCGACGGCAAGCCAGUCGGUUCCAGGAAAGAUCUAGGAGAUUUAGCAUUGUCAGCAACAGAAACAUGUCUUUCGUUUUGUAAUGAAGCCGGUGUGUUGAACGAUGCCGUCAGUUGGCUCAUUUCCCAACGCCUCUUCCUCGCCACUCUAGUCCACGGAGAUCGAGACUACCGGGCGUGGAGGGCGUUAGGAGACCUCUCAACAAUUAUUUUCACUCUCGGCCUCAACCAGCCUCCCAGCGAUGAGAAUGCGCCUUUUUGGCUUGUGGAAACACGAAAACGUGUGAUGGGCAGUGCUUUUAGCUCGGACAAGCAAAUGGCUACAUUUCUAGGAAGGCCGCCGCGCAUCAGCUGGCGCUUCUGUGACAUCACGCCACCUCUUGAUCUCAGUUUCGAUGAUAUUAUUGCAGAGCCCGAGGUCCGGGACAACGCGAUCAGCAAGCUUGAUGCCAAUGGUUGGAAUACUGAGAACAAUGAUACACAAGCAGUAUGGCUGAGAGCUUACCUAAUUAUGGGCCCUGUGCGAGAAAGCAUUUUAGAAUUAUCACUAAACCAGCAGGGCGAAAACCUUCCGGCAAAAAUUGAGGAGCUCUUGCAGCAGUCUCGUCAGGCCUGGUUAGGUCUCCCUUCAUUCCUCCACCGACCGCAGGAUUCUGCAUCGUACGAUCUAGACUUCAAACAGACCGUCUUUCUCCAGCUACAUCUGGACUAUCUCUACGAUCAGUUUCUGCUUUAUCGAAUCCUUUCGAAACGUCAAAAUACCUGGUCUCCAGAUCUCGUCAAGGUCUCCCAUGAGAUUCUUAGCGAAGUGCUAUUGCUUAUUGAAAGUCGGGUUCGGUCCAUGCGACUAACUCCUGAACUGUCUUGGGUGAUAUCUUUCUUUGGUCUCCCCUCAGCCGGUGUUCUUUCAAUUGAACUUGUUCGCCGCGCUUCUCAUCAGUCCAUCGACCCGUCCGAUCCUUCUUUAAGUUCGGCACAACCCUUUUCUCGUUCGGGAGUCAUACAGGACCUGAGCAUAUUCGCAUCUUAUCUCCGAACAAUUGUUCAAUCCCACGAAGGGAACUACGGUAUAUGUCAGCAAGCCCGAGAGACGAUUGGGCGUGUGUUGGACUUUAUAUUGUCUUCCGAAACCGCCCCACUGGCUCCUCUAAACAUGACCAGUAUCGUGCCGGAUCCGCAUUCCCCAAGUACCACUGACAUGGCCAACAUUUUGGACUACAACUAUUAUAUUUCAAAUCUCGACAAUUGGCAAUUUGAACUACAAGACAUGCUCAUGUUUUAA
This is a messenger RNA of Penicillium longicatenatum, 1764 nucleotides long. Its product is annotated as fungal specific transcription factor domain-containing protein. Gene Ontology annotation, molecular function: zinc ion binding; DNA binding. The transcript is spliced from 4 exons. Lineage: Eukaryota; Fungi; Ascomycota; Eurotiomycetes; Eurotiales; Aspergillaceae. Gene Ontology annotation, cellular component: nucleus. The coding region runs from base 1 to 1764 and encodes 587 amino acids. Gene Ontology annotation, biological process: DNA-templated transcription. The record is from RefSeq and is a predicted model, not a curated record.